Messenger RNA from Suillus clintonianus, 1845 nucleotides. RefSeq lists its product as uncharacterized. The transcript is spliced from 9 exons. Bases 284 to 1513 code for a protein of 409 amino acids. NCBI's taxonomy places the organism in Eukaryota, Fungi, Basidiomycota, Agaricomycetes, Boletales, Suillaceae. The record is from RefSeq and is a predicted model, not a curated record. Gene Ontology annotation, molecular function: oxidoreductase activity, acting on the CH-CH group of donors, NAD or NADP as acceptor.
GGAUAUCGGAAACAUCCGGAAUUACCAUAAUAUAUAACACAUUAACUAAGAAUGAACAGUGAGUGCAUCACUUGAUCUCCCUCGAGCCAUCCCCAUCACCCAUCACCCCCUCCCAAUGGUCUGACUACUACGGGAGACUACAGCGGGACCGAGUGGACGAGACGUAGAUGGAGAAAUUAGUUAUAUUCUGCCUAUAGAGAUUAACGUCAGGUUACCCAACAUACGAGGAAGACCGAAUGAAUUUUGCCACGUAUUGGUCUAUAAUGUGGAAGGAGGAACUCCAAUGACAUGCCGCCACCAUGUUCGCCCGCGCCUGGCCAACGUCACGCCAGCACCAUGGAAAAUAAUGCUUCCACUUAUAUCCACACAUAACAGAAUCUUCUGUGACCCGGAAUCCCUGAGAGUCUCCAUGUCCCUCCCAACACAUACCCAAGUUUGGCGUGUCAAGAAUUCUCCUGCACAGUCUGUAGUCCUUGACUUUUCCGACGAUGCAACGUUUGCCUUGACAGAGGAACCGCUGCCUCGUAUUGAGGAUGGAGAGAUGCUUGUGGAAAAUGUGUACUUUUCCAACGACCCUGUGCAACGAAGCUUGAUUCAGAAGGAUGUCUUAGAAGAGAGCCUCUGCGCCCCUCCCGUGCGUGAGGGAGGCGUAGUGAUUUCUCAUUCCGUCGCUCGUAUUCUUGCGAUCAACGACAACACUAGCUCAGGAUUUAAGGUGGACGACCUCAUUUUCUGCAUGACUGCUGGGUGGCGACGAUACGCGGUGGUCAAAGCAAACUCCUCAGCAUGCCUACCUCUGAUGGUGCCCGAAAACGUGCCAAUUACUGCCGCUCUUGGUCUAUUUGGAAUCUCUGGAUAUACUGCGUACUAUGGUCUGAAAGAUAUCUUGAAACUCAAGGAAGGUGAUUCUCUGAUUGUCAGUGGGGCUGCGGGAGCUGUCGGCAACAUUGUGGUGCAAUACGCCAAGAAUGUCAUCAAGGCAAAAACAGUAAUCGGGAUCGCCGGGUCAGAGAAAAAAUGCAAAUGGCUCAAGGAAAUUGGUGCAGACAUCGCCCUCAAUUAUAAAGCAGAUACAUUUCCGCAAGAUCUUCAUGACGCGACUCCGAACCUUGUGGAUGCAUUCUUUGACAAUGUCGGUGGUUUUAUCCUGGAUCUGGCGAUUACACGAAUCAAACGGUUUGGUCGCAUCGCGGCGUGUGGUUCCAUUUCAGGAUACGACAAGGACGUCGGGAUACCCACGAUGGGUACUACAUGGUCCGAAGUAACAACCAAACGCUUGGUUAUUCAAGGCUUCACUGCCCUCGACUUUAUGUUCCCGGCGGACGGGUCCCAGAGAGUGGCCACGGAAGGCUAUCCAGACAUCGCUAAUGCACUUCAGCGGGGAGACAUCACGCUCGAAGAUGCGGAGGAAAUUGUGGAGGUACCGUUCACAGAUGUUCCACAGGUUUGGGGGAUGCUGUUCACCGGCGGCAACUCUGGGAAGUUGGUGACAAAGCUUAAACCCAUGGCAUGAUAUGAUGUCAAAAAAAAAUCAUUCCGCGUAACCUGCAGGGGGCAGGCAAUGCGCAUUGGUAAUGUCAAAACGCUUGAACGCGGCGCUCAACUCGCUUCGAGAAAAAUCAGGCAUGCGUGUUAUGGACCAUGUAGCUCUCACUGAGGCAAAACUAGUGUUCGUUUGCCCUCCAGCUUGGUUGUGUUGCUAUUUGGUGUAUCAUUAAUGGGACGUGAAUUAUGAGGCAAUGAGGGCAGAGAGGAAAAUCGCAUAUCACUUGUUCCUUCAUUUUGAUCACUUGAAUGAAGUGGACGAAGGGUGUGGCUGAACGCGUUAAAGAGAAGUAUUACGAU